This is a messenger RNA of Bactrocera neohumeralis, 1265 nucleotides long. RefSeq lists its product as uncharacterized. The record is from RefSeq and is a predicted model, not a curated record. Bases 89 to 484 code for a protein of 131 amino acids. Lineage: Eukaryota; Metazoa; Arthropoda; Insecta; Diptera; Tephritidae. The transcript is spliced from 2 exons.
UCUCACUCUAAACAAAAGAAAACUAAAAAACUGCACAAAAGAAACAAAAGAGUCAGCUGUUUGAGAACGACAUCCGAUAAGUGUAAACAUGCGGCCACAUAGAAAAUACUAUGAUUUGAAUAAUGAUAACGACGUUCAAGCUGCAUUAGACCUCUUAGACGAUUCUGAUGCAGAUUUCAGUGACGAUAAUGAUAUUGAUGAUGAAACUUGGGUACCAUUCAACAUUUUCCCAGAAUCUCCAGCAAGUGGUGAAGAUGAUAAUGAGAAUGCAACUGCAUCUCAUGCAUCUGCAUCUGCAUCUGCGACUGCAUCAGCAAUUUCUCAGGACGAUUCAAGUGUAGCAGCUCCGCAAACAUCACGGCCAAUCAUUAUUUCUAAUAUUUUGUUAAAUGCAGCACAGCCAUCAUCUAUCAGAAAUGUUUCACUAAAUAUGACUCUGUCAUGCACUUCCACAAGUAAUACAGCGAAAAGACGCCAACUAUAGAAAAGUGCUCCAUUUGAUUGCAACGAUCUACCCAUUGCAUCUGGUUGUCAAAACAUAGCAUUAGGGAAAACACCAUUGGAGUACUUCAAGAAUUACUUCCCAGAAUCGCAUUACGACGAUGCUAUAAAAUUUACAAAAAUGUACGUUAUGAGCACACGUGGGCAGGAAGUCCGAUAUCAACAAGCCGAUUUUAAACGAUUUUAUGGAUGCGCAAUGAUAAUGGGGUGUCUUGGAUUUCCGAAAAUAAGAAUGUACUGGUCACAUGAAUGCCAAAUUCCUGCAAUUUACAAUUCAAUGUCACGUGACAAAUUUUUGCAAAUGCGAUCGGACAUUCACUUUGCAGAUGUUUCUGUGCCAGACCCCUGUAACAAAUUAUGGCGUGUACAACCUGUGAUCGAUUUAGUAAGAAACCGUUGCAAUAAUUUAGCAACUGAAAUAACACAGUAUUCAAUGGAUGAACAAGUUAUUCCAUUUACUGGAAGAUGUCCUGCGCGUCAAACAAUUCGAUCAAAACCAAGACCUGCUGGUCUAAAAAAUUUGGUAUGUGAAACUGCAAGUGGCAUGAUAGUGGACUUUGAAGUUUUUCAAGGCGCUGGCACUUUUCAAGACUGUGGUUUCGGGCAUGGCCCGUCUAUUAUAAUGAGGCUAACAAAACACCUUCCAAAAGGCAGCCAUAUAUGUACAUAUAUUUUGAUCGCUUUUUCACAACAAUACCCCUCAUUCAGUCGUUGCACCAAAUCGGUUUCCAUGGAACAGGAACUAUAAUGGCAAAUCGAUUGGA